AUGUCGGCCGAAGUACCUGACUCUGGAAACCAUGCCGUUUGGUCAGGCAAUGGAGUCAACAUACUUUACGCUCCAUAUAAGUAUGAAGCCUUCGGACCCGAAAAACUUUGGGAUGAUGUGACCGUCCAUACAUUUUUCGCGAAACACUGGAGUGCUUCCAUUUGGUUAGCCAUUGCUUAUGUCGGCAUCGUCAAUGUUCUUCAAAAAUUCAUGGAAAAUAGAAAGCCCUACAGUAUGAGAGCAUUGUUGUUAGCAUGGAAUGGCUUCUUGGCAGUAUUCAGCAUAAUGGGCACAUGGCGAUUCGGGAUAGAGUUUGUGAAUAUAUUAACGACCAGGCCCUUCACGGAUUCAAUUUGUUUCUCUGUUGAUCCUCGUGGACCAGCAGCUUUUUGGGCCUGUCUCUUCAGUUUCUCUAAAAUCGCAGAGUUUGGAGAUACUCUAUUCCUGAUCCUCCGUAAAAGACCAGUUAUUUUUCUUCAUUGGUAUCACCAUGCGGUAGUAAUUAUCCUCAGCUGGCACUCAGCCGUCGAACUCACAGCAGCUGGAAGAUGGUUUAUCAUGAUGAACUACUUCGUUCACUCCAUUAUGUACACAUACUAUGCCAUAGCUUCUCUUGGAUAUCGUCUUCCUAAAAUAGUAUCAAUGACCGUAACAGCUCUACAGACCGCUCAAAUGCUUAUCGGAGUUGCAAUCUCGGUCUUGGUACUUUUCAUCAAGUUAAACGGCCAGCUCUGUCAGCAAUCCUACGACAACCUAGCCAUUUGCUUCGCCAUAUAUGCUAGUUUCCUCAUUUUGUUCUCCAGCUUCUUCAACACGGCUUACCUGACUACUAGGCCAAAGAAGGAUGCAGCCAAGACACAAUAA
Messenger RNA from Auanema sp. JU1783, 864 nucleotides. The record is from the annotation of a GenBank genome assembly. Lineage: Eukaryota; Metazoa; Nematoda; Chromadorea; Rhabditida; Rhabditidae.